Molecule: messenger RNA, 1371 nt
Organism: Morus notabilis
Lineage: Eukaryota; Viridiplantae; Streptophyta; Magnoliopsida; Rosales; Moraceae
Exons: 3
Coding region: 519-1331 (270 amino acids)
Source: RefSeq, a predicted model, not a curated record
AGAAAUAUUCUACAAUUCCCGGAAAACAAGAUUACAAAUGAUCAAGUCACAAACACUUAUAGCAUACAAAUCUUUAUCUUUAGAACUAUUCUUAUUAAACUGUUGUUGUAGUCCUUUCUUGCUGUGCAGUUUUCCUUUGCCUCUUGUGAUGAAUCAGUUUCAGGUCACAGUUGGAAGUUCAAAGGAGAGAGAGAGAGAGCAAAGCUACUACUCUUGUUGUCCUGUUUGUUUCCCUGAAGAUUCAACUAACUCUUUGUACCUCUUUGUUGACUUUCAAGUCCCACAAUCAUCUCAUUUUAAAGUGCCUCAAAUUUUUCUCCUUCUUCUUAGCCAUCAUAUUUGAAGAACUUUCCUUAAACUUUUCCCAACCAAACUCCAUAUCACAUCCUUGAAUCGUGCUAGUUCUUUCUCAUCCUUUUCUCUUCCAAAAAGCAAAUAUCAUAUCUCCGUUGUCUUCACAAAAAUAAAUUCAAUCUUCUUUCUUUGUGCCAGUUUUUCAUCUGGGGUUUUUCUGAAUUAUGUGCUCAGAAACUAGCCCACCAAGACUAUCCUUCUCCAGUGAUCUUGGCCAAACAGAUGUUAGGCCACUUCAAGAUCACAGAAGAAGAGACACAUCACUUUUGGACAUGAAUUGUGACUUUGAAUUCAGCAUUAGUAGCUGCUCACAACAUGAAUCUUCCUCAGCAGAUGAGCUUUUCUCUCAUGGAAUAAUCCUUCCGAUUCGACCCCGGGAGAGGGUCAACUCGAAUUUUGCACCUUCAAAAGAAACAAAACAAGAAAGAGAUCAAAAUUCCCUUCCUCCUCUCCCUAAUUACGCCGAGAAUUCGAAGAGAGAAACGCAUAAGGAAACCACAGUUGUGUGUCCUGACCAUUUGGUGGGGCAGACCAACAAGCCUCAGUCCAAGUCCUUUUGGGGAUCUUUCAAGAGAAGUAGCAGUUUGAAUUGUGAGAACAAAAGGACUAGUCUUCUCUGCUCAUUACCACUAUUGUCAAGAAGCAAUUCAACUGGUUCUGUGCCAAUUCAGAAGAGGAAUUCUUAUAAGGAAGUUCACAAUAAGAACAGCAAUUGGCAGAAGCAGCCUUUGAUUUCAAGGUCGUCGUCGUCGUCUUCGUCUUCGAUCUCGAAUCCAUAUUCGGUGCAGCAAAAGCCGCCAUUGAAGAAGAACUAUGGAGGGUCUUAUGGAAAUAGUGUUCGGAUCAUUCCUGUCAUUAAUGUACCACCUCCUUACAUUCCCAAAGGAACUGCAAAGCUCUUUGGUUUAGGCUCCUUUUUGCAGCAUGGCAAAGAUAGAAAGAGCAAGAAGAAUUAUGCAGUCAUCAAGCCGAAAUAAUGCACAUUGUUUUAAAGUGCAAAAAAAGAGUACAGUAAGG